Oncorhynchus kisutch (coho salmon) is the source of this 4523-nucleotide messenger RNA. It is a transcript of the gene numb, whose product is annotated as NUMB endocytic adaptor protein. The transcript is spliced from 12 exons. Gene Ontology annotation, biological process: positive regulation of neurogenesis. Bases 336 to 2333 code for a protein of 665 amino acids. Lineage: Eukaryota; Metazoa; Chordata; Actinopteri; Salmoniformes; Salmonidae. Gene Ontology annotation, cellular component: basolateral plasma membrane; cytoplasmic vesicle; cytoplasm. The record is from RefSeq and is a predicted model, not a curated record.
CACCUUCAAUUUCACCUUUUAUACUUGCAGACAUUGACCAAUGGAUUAGGACAGGGAGGGACGUCCGUUGCUAUGGGCGAGUGGACUGGCAGGUGAAACUGGACUGUGAACAGCAGGAGGAACAGGAGGAGCAGCAGCAGUAGCAGGAGCAGCAGGAGUAACAGCAGCAGCAGGAGUAACAGCAGGAGCAGGAGUAACAGCAGGAGCAGGAGUAACAGCAGGAGGAGGAUAGAGUUCAUUUCCAACACUUCUCUGGGAAUUUAAAUCGUCCCAAGUUCGAGAGAUUUGAAAUUGACGGACUUUUGGAUCGGGGCCCUGAUCACAGGAGGUCCAGGAUGAAUAAGCUACGGCAGAGUUUCAGACGGAAGAAAGACGUGUACGUUCCUGAGUCCAGCCGACCGCACCAGUGGCAGACGGACGAGGGGUCGGUCCGCAGGGGAAAGUGUAGCUUCGCAGUCAAGUACCUGGGUCAUGUAGAGGUGGAGGAGUCCAGAGGAAUGCACAUCUGUGAGGAUGCAGUGAAGCAGCUCAAGACGGACAGGAAAUUCUUCAAGGGCUUCUUUACUAAAGCAGGGAAGAAGGCAGUGAGAGCAGUGCUAUGGGUCUCAGCAGACGGUCUCCGUGUAGUAGAUGACAAAACUAAGGACCUGAUCCUAGACCAGACAAUAGAGAAAGUAUCGUUCUGCGCUCCGGACAGGAACUUUGAGAGAGCGUUCUCCUACAUCUGUAGAGAUGGAACUACGAGACGCUGGAUCUGCCACUGCUUCAUGGCUAUCAAGGACUCGGGAGAGCGUCUGAGCCACGCAGUGGGCUGUGCCUUCGCUGCCUGUCUGGAGAGAAAACAGAAGCGAGAGAAAGAGUGUGGUGUCACAGCAACCUUCGACGCCAACAGAACCACCUUCACCAGGGAGGGCUCGUUCCGAGUUACCACGGCGACGGAAGCUGCGGAGCGAGAAGAGGUCAUGAGGCAGUUGCAGGACAAGAAAGCGGAGAGUGAUGUCAAGUCCGCAAUGCCUCUCUCCUCGGGUCCGAGUGUGGGUGUGGUAAACCAGGCUGUGGCCCCUCUACCAGGGUCCCCCUCCUCCUCCCCUCCCCUGGGCAUGGAGAGCACCCUGGGCCUCCAGGUUAUCCCCCGCAGACACGCUCCAGUGGAGGCCCUGGCCAGACAGGGUUCCUUCAGAGGGUUCCCUGCCCUCAACAACAACUCCUCUCCCUUCAAACGGCAGCUGUCCCUCAGGAUGAACGAUCUUCCCUCUACCAUGCAGAGGAAGUCUGACUUCCCCAUGAAGAACACAGUCCCGGAGAUGGAGGGAGAGGGGGACAGCAUCAGCUCGUUGUGUACCCAGAUCGCCUCAGCAUUCAGUGGGCCUCCUGAAGACCCCUUCUCCCAGGCCCCCAUGCCCCGACCAGCUUCCUCCCCACAGUCACCUGUAGUGCCCCCAGGGGCUCAGCCAGGGAACGGUACCGGUCCUGCCUUCCCUCCGUCUGCUGUUGUUGCUGCUAACUCUCCAGCACUGCCCCCUCCACUACCUGCUCGAGACACUAACCCCUGGGCCAAGACCCCGAGCCCCCACUGCCAAGCAGGGCAACAUACCUCAGCUGCCUCUUCCUCCGCACACCCAGGAGCUGAUUGGACAACCCCAGUGAUUGUAGCUCCACCCUCCACCACGGCGUCCCCAUUGCACCCAUCCCACCGCCGCACGCCGUCCGAGGCUGACCGCUGGCUCGAGGAGGUCACCAAGUCUAUCUGCGCUCUGCAGCCCGCGUCCACACCCCCCUUCCAACCGUUCCUCACCCCCAACCCGCCAGCCUUGUCCACCACCCAAACCCAGGCAUUCUCAACCACACUACCCACAGGCCAGCCCUUCUCUGCCCCCAUGCCUGUGCCAUCUGUUGCUCCCGUGGCCUUCAUGUCCUCCCUGCCCCCUCGCCAGCCUGCCUACCCAAUGUCCAACGGUCUGCCCUAUGCCCAGCCCAGUGUGCCCGUGGUGGGCAUCACCUCCUCUCAGAUGGUAGCCUAUUUGUUUGGUUCAACCCCCCAGCCCCAGGCGUACCCCAUCCCCCAGUAUGAUCCUUACAACAACCCCCACCAGCAACCCUCGAUGCCCCUGCCUGUCCCCCUUCAGCCACCCAAUGGGAGUGUAGCCUUCAAUGGGGGCAGAGCUGACAGCUGGGCCCCUCCCCUCCUGCCCCCUCAGUCCUCCCCGCCCGCGGCCGACCCCUUCGAGGCCAAGUGGGCCUCCCUGGAGAGUCGGUCCCGUCAGCACACCACACCGUCGCCCACUAACCCCUUCUCCUCCGAGCUCCACACAACCUUUGAGAUCCAGCUCUAGAGACUGAGAGACUGGGGAGGAGGAGGACUGGGGAGGAGGAGGACUGGUGGAGGUGGACUAGGGAGGAGAGGAAAGGAGGCUGUUCUGUUGAUUGUGCAGGUUGGGGAGAGAGGAGGUAGCCUCUCUCUGUCUCUCCAUCCGCCUGGUCUGGCUUUGUGGGGGGACCUGAGGGAGGAGGAGGGCAAUGGAUGGGUGCAUCUAUAAGUUGGGGUGAAGCUGCUGGCAGCACUGAGAGGUCAUGGAGAGAUGGAAUUAUUCAGGUGCUGCUGCUUACCAGGCAUAUUGUGGGUUUAGUUUCUUUGGGUGGACAUGAUAACCCUGUGGAGUCCUAGAGCCCCAGUUAGCCCCAACAAGCCUCCCAGUCAGCCUCCCAGUCAGCCUCAACCAGCCGCCCAGUCAGCCGCCCAGUCAGCCGCCCAGUCAGCCUCAACCAGCCCCCCAACCAGCCCCAACCAGUCAGCCUCAACCAGCCCCAACCAGUCAGCCUCAACCAGCCCCAACCAGUCAGCCUCAACCAGCCCCAACCAGUCAGCCUCAACCAGCCCCAACCAGUCAGCCUCAACCAGCCCCAACCAGUCAGCCUCAACCAGCCCCAACCAGUCAGCCUCAACCAGCCCCAACCAGUCAGCCUCAACCAGCCCCAACCAGUCAGCCUCAGACCCAACUAGCCCUCCUAGCUCUGGAGAGACCAUAUUGACUGUAGUAGGGGUUACGGCUCCUUCCCCUACCCCGCUGCCUCCCUCUCCUGGUCCAGCUCACAGCGCCCCCAGGUGGCUGGAGUAUGAUCUGCUCUCCCGGCCACCUGGCAGGCAGAAAGACUGCAGUACUGAAAGAGAACUGAGCUUACUGACCAGAGGUUCUCAUAUAAAACUUCAAAAUCAGAAGUGACAGAAUGACAAAAUAUUUAUUUUUUAUGCAUUAAGGUAUAUUUUAAAUAGCUUUGGAAAUCUUAACAGAAGAGUUGUAUGUAAUUUUCAUUACAUUCAUUGUAGCUAGCUAGUAGCGUCUGUGCCUCUGGCAAAACAAUAGCCAGAGGCACAGACGCUACUAGCUAGCUACAAUGAGAAUGAGUCGAUGUGUAACGUGUACACAAGCAAUUGUAUUAUAGAUAACAUAUAUCUAUUAAGAAUAUAACAGUAUACACAGCAACACAGCUCACGGCAGGAGUCUGAUUUCCAUGACGAUGUGUUUUUGUUUGAAUGGACAGCUGUUUUACUUCUUUUUAAAGAAAUUCUGUCUUCUUGUCGGUUGACUGGCUUGGAUGUGCAUCUCACUGUAAAUAGUCAAUCCUCAUUGCAGCAACAAUUCAAUGUGGAUCCAGUGGGCAGAAGCAGUGAUGGAGCUGAUAGUCGAGGGGGUAUCCAAGGGUGUGUUCACUAGGAACCGAACGGAAACUGGGCGGGACCUACCUGAAUUUGUCCAAUAGAAACUCAUUUUCGAUUUGCAAAACUUUGUUUUUCUUUUUCUUUUUUCUGUUUGAAGCAAAUGUUUGGUACGAUUGUUCCACUAAUGAAUUACACCCCAGGUUGCCUCUGCUUACUACAGCUCUGCUCUCUCAAGUCUCCUUGCUAUAAUAGUACUGGUCUAGUACUCGGUAGGACUCAUGAGUACUUGUUAGUAGUCGAUGGGACUCAUGAGUACUUGUUAGUACUCGAUAGGACUCAUGAGUACUUGUUAGUACUUGUUAGUACUUGAUAGGACUCAUGAGUACUUGUUAGUACUUGAUAGGACUCAUGAGUACUUGUUAGUACUUGAUAGGACUCAUGAGUACUUGUUAGUACUUGUUAGUACUUGAUAGGACUCAUGAGUACUUGUUAGUACUCGAUAGGACUCAUGAGUACUUGUUAGUACUCGAUAGGACUCAUGAGUACUUGUUAGUACUCGGUAGGUCUCAUGAGUACUUGUUAGUACUCGAUAGGACUCAUGAGUACUUGUUAGUACUCGAUAGGACUCAUGAGUACUUGUUAGUACUCGAUAGGACUCAUGAGUACUUGUUAGUACUCGAUAGGACUCAUGAGUACUUGUUAGUAGUCGAUAGGACUCAUGAGUACUUGUUAGUACUCGAUAGGCCUCAUGAGUACUUGUUAGUAGUCGAUAGGACUCAUGAGUACUUGUUAGUACUCGAUAGGACUCAUGAGUACUUGUUAGUACUUGUUAGUACUUGAUAGUACUCAUGAGUACUUAACUACA